CCACGGUGUAAGACUGUGAUUCGGUGUAAGAAAUAUACAGUACACGGUAUACAAUGGUUCGUUCAUUGAAAACAUUCGGUCUUGUCGUGUUCAAAAAGAAUCGUUCAUUUUGAUUCACUUGCGUCUUGCUCGCAUCUGAUCUGCUCGCAUCCGCUCAAGCAGGUUGCGUGGUCCCCGAAAAGUGUGGUUAAAUUUUAUUAACUUCCACUAAAUUACGUGAAUAAAUUGAUUCAUCAUGGCAACAAUAGUAGACAAAAUUGCAGCUAUAGAGGCUGAGAUGGCCAGAACCCAAAAAAAUAAGGCAACAGCGGGUCACUUAGGUUUAUUAAAAGCUAGGAUAGCCAAAUUAAGGAGAGAACUAAUUACUCCGAAAGGAGGCGGCGGUGGUACGGGAGAAGGAUUCGACGUUGCGAAAACUGGCGAUGCUCGAAUAGGAUUUGUGGGAUUUCCGUCCGUGGGAAAGUCCACUCUCUUAAGUAAUUUAGCAGGUGUAUACUCCGAAGUAGCAGCUUAUGAGUUUACCACAUUGACAACUGUUCCUGGGUGUAUUAAAUAUAAAGGAGCAAAAAUUCAACUGCUUGACCUCCCAGGUAUUAUUGAAGGAGCCAAGGAUGGAAAAGGAAGAGGUCGUCAAGUUAUUGCUGUUGCAAGAACUUGUAGUCUUAUUUUUAUUGUACUUGAUGUUCUUAAACCUUUGCAACACAAGAAGUUAAUUGAACAUGAACUUGAAGGUUUUGGAUUAAGAUUGAACAAGAUUCCACCAAAUAUUGUUUUUCGUAAAAAGGAUAAAGGUGGUGUUAAUCUUCAGACAUUAGUUCAACAAUCAGAAUUAGAUUUAGACACUGUUAAAACCAUCCUGUCAGAAUAUCGCAUUCAUAAUGCUGAUAUUACAUUGAGGUAUGAUGCUACUAGUGAUGAUCUUAUUGACGUUAUAGAAGGCAAUCGCAUAUAUGUUCCCUGCAUUUACCUCCUAAAUAAAAUUGACCAGAUAAGCAUUGAAGAGCUUGAUAUUAUUUAUAAAAUUCCUCACUGUGUUCCAAUAUCUGCUCAUCACAAGUGGAACUUUGAUGACCUGUUGGAGAAAAUGUGGGAAUACCUUCGCUUGGUCAGAAUUUACACUAAACCUAAAGGUCAGUUACCAGAUUAUGAAUCACCGGUUGUGCUCCAUUCUGAGAGGCUUACUGUUGAAGACUUUUGUAACAAAUUGCAUAGAUCAAUUGCAAAGGAAUUCAAAUAUGCUUUGGUAUGGGGAUCAUCAGUAAAACAUCAGCCACAGAAAGUUGGAAAAGAUCAUGUUUUGAACGACGAAGAUGUGGUACAAAUUGUUAAGAAAGUAUAGUGUUGGUGGUAUUGUCUCUACAUGAUACAAUUUUAUCCUUUAACCUUUUUUGAGGCAGGAAAACAGAACGAGAAAAUACCUUUAAUAAUGUUAUGUGCAAGUUUCUGGCUUUACCAGUCCUUCAAUGAUUGGCUUGGUAUUUCUAAAGAAAUAAACAUUAUUCACUUCUUCAC
Messenger RNA from Gryllus bimaculatus (two-spotted cricket), 1512 nucleotides. Lineage: Eukaryota; Metazoa; Arthropoda; Insecta; Orthoptera; Gryllidae. The record is from the annotation of a GenBank genome assembly.